Oryctolagus cuniculus (rabbit) is the source of this 17474-nucleotide messenger RNA. It is a transcript of the gene ACYP2, whose product is annotated as acylphosphatase 2. NCBI's taxonomy places the organism in Eukaryota, Metazoa, Chordata, Mammalia, Lagomorpha, Leporidae. Gene Ontology annotation, molecular function: acylphosphatase activity. The record is from RefSeq and is a predicted model, not a curated record.
ACGCAUUUUCGGGCAGGGCACAUCCGAUUUUUAUUUCCAAACAUUGAGAAAGGAACCCCGGUGAGUUAGGGCGGAGGCAGCGCAUCCUUCCCGGGAAGCCAGUGCGGCUGCACCGGCGCAGGGACAGAGGCUUCGGACGCCUGGGCCCAACAACCUCUUCCCUCCUGGCGUCCGGUUGCCGGGCCUGCCGUCUCAUUUGCCAUCUUUCGACGCGUGACCCCGGCGCGCUCGCGUCCCGGGCCGGUGACAGGCGCGGGGUGCGCCCAGCGGUCCCAUGUGCCUCCUCUCUCUCGCGGCCGCUACAGUCGCCGCGCGCCGAACCCCGCUCCGGCUUCUCGGCAGAGGGCUUGCCGCCGCCAUGUCUACCGCCGGCCCGCUGAAAUCCGUGGACUACGAAGUGUUCGGGAGAGUGCAGGGUGUUUGCUUCAGAAUGUAUACAGAGGGUGAAGCUAAGAAAAUAGGAGUGGUUGGCUGGGUGAAGAAUACCAGCAAAGGCACUGUGACAGGCCAAGUUCAAGGCCCUGAAGACAAAGUCAAUUCUAUGAAAUCCUGGCUGAGCAAGGUUGGGAGUCCUAGUUCUCGCAUUGACCGCACAAACUUUUCUAAUGAAAAAACCAUCUCCAAGCUUGAAUACUCCAACUUUAGUAUUCGAUAUUAAUGGAAGAGAAAUACUAAUUAUAAUGCUUAUAUUGUAAAAUAGACAUCAUAUGUUCUUAAGUCUACACCAUAGAAUAAUAGUAGCAGAGUAGGGUUGAAAAAAAAAAGAAUGUUCAUUUCUGAAAUGCAUAAAAUUAUACAUGUUACUCAAAAUGUCUGACACAAGUGAUUUUACUCAAUUAUGUUUUAGUAAGCAAAACUAAUUUUCUCAUAUUUAAAAUGUCAUAACAAAAUAAGUUUGUCUUGUUGAAUCUUUAAUUUUGAUGAAUAUUAUAUAUGUUAUUUGGCUAGACAUAAAAUAAUCAUUUAAAAAUUCUUUAAAUAUUUUAUCUGUAGUGAAUUUAAAAACUGAAUAAUAAUGUUAUUAAAGUUGAGUAAUUUGUUAUUAAAGUCUUUAAAAAGACCAGUGAUUAGAUAGAAAUGUAUAUGAUGAUCAAUAUAACCAUAAACUAAUACAAAUAAAGAGUUCAUAUUUUAAAUUCUGUUUAAUGUGAACAUGAUUCAGUACUUAGGCUGGAACUACUUGAUGUCACCUAUGUUCUGCACAGUGACUAUUCAGGCUGAGUGAUGGCAGUUGAUAACAACUCAUGUAUGGGAAGCAGCAAGAUUUUUUAUCAACAUCACCCAAUGAGUGUCCUAUUAAUCAGAACUGAGAGUCUAAAUAAGCAUAUAAUACUAGCCCCCAAACUUGGUCUAUAAUUUGGGAAUUUUGGAAUGUAAAUAAUAAUGAAGCAACAGUAUUUUAAGGGGUAGGUUCAUUUUUAUACCAUAGAAUUUAAUAGUGGAAAAAGACGACCUUCAACCAAAAAAAAAAAAAAAAAAACACUAGAAUUUCAAAUGUCAUAUAUUUUGUAUUUGCAGAGACUCCUUUAUAGCAAUAGGACCCUUCCUUAUAAUAGAAUUCUGUAGAACUGUAUAUAUAAAAUUUUUAAAAAAAGAAUCACAACUAUUUUGGGGGUCCCUGGAGCCCUGCAUACUUAAUCUUUUUCUUCUCCCUUGGACAGUUUCAAAUCUCUUGGGGGCACUGGUUCGAAAUUCCCAUUCUAUCUAUGGAACAAAUCUCCACUGCUACACUCCGUGACAUUGAGAAAGAAUCCCGGCCUCUCUUUUCUACCUGCUGAAAGAUAAGGAUUGAGAGGACAUGAAGGGUGGGCCUUGUUGGUUCAUUUGAAAGGUUAACUCUAUGGAUGAUCAUAAUGUAAACACAUGUAUGUAAGACAACACAUUAGGGAAUGACUUUCUAAAUAUACUUAAAGAGUACCUCUUCUGUAAAUGGACUUUAAUACCAUCAUCAUAACAUGGGUUUUGCUCUCUUUCUGUUUGCUCACUGGUUCAAGGAAGGUAGACAAGUUUCUUACCUUAAGCAGUUUGGGGGCCAGAUCCAGAAGACAACUUUUUUCCCAAGGUUUCAUUUUAAAGACAGCAUUAUGGGCCGGCGCCAUGGCUCACUAGGCUAAUCCUCUGCCUGUGGCGCUGGCACACUGGGUUCUAGUCCUGGUUGGGGUGCCAGAUUCUGUCCUGGUCGCUCCUCUUCCAGUCCAGCUCUCUGCUGUGGCCCGGGAGUGCAGUGGAGGAUGGCCCACGUCCUUGGGUCCUGCACCGGCAUGGGAGACCAGAGGAAGCCCCUGGCUCCUGGCUUUGGAUCAGCGGGGUGUGCCGGCCACAGCGCGCCAGCUGCAGAGGCCACUGGAGGGUGAACCAAUGGUAUUGGAAGACCUUUCUCUCUGUCUCUCUCUCUCACUGUCCACUCUGCCUGUCAAAAUAAUAAUAAUAAUAAUAAUAAUAAUAAAAAGACAGCAUUAUGGUUACAGAGAAAGGGGUUGUGAGUUGAGGAGAAGGACAAACAAUGGGCCUUUUGGGGGUAAAAGAAAAACAAGUGGUGAGGGCCAAGGGGACAGAGGUUAUCCAGGAUUUUGGAAAGGAACAAAAGGCUGUGGAUUUCUCAUCGUGGAGCACCUCUCUCCCCAGCAGCAUCCCUAGGAAUGGCUAAACUCAAGGGAAGCUGCACUGCUCAAAGCAGCUGGAUCCCAGGCCCAGGGGUUCCCAGUCUAGCAAAAUUCCUGUCCCCCAAAGUGCUACAAAUCAUCCUACAAGCACCAUGCUGGCUACAAGAGACCAUAAUGGCUUAAGCAGUAGUCAAAGUGAUGGUAUGCACUAGAGACCAGAGAAGUCUUUCCUGGAUGUUUUCUUUGUAUCACACUCUUUGUAUGACUCCAGAAAGGGUGCAAUGCUGAGGGAUGCUGAAGAAGUAGCUUCCUAACUCCCAUAAAGGGUGGGGCUUGAGGCAGACUCAGUUUUAUUUAAAGAAAACAAAAUAGGCACUUAUUUCACACUCAAGUUUGAAAACAAAAUCUUUUACCUCUCUAUGUAGAAAGACAAAGGCUUUUUCAAAAUACAAUCUCAAAAUUAGCUAAUGUAUCACUUUUUGUUAUCAUGAUAUCCUUUGGUAAUUAGUUCCUUUCAUAGCUCUCUUUAUAAGAAAAUCACACUUUGCCAGAAAAAUCUUUUAACUGCACAAUGUGAAUCACACUAAAUAAGAUUGCUUAAUGAUAAAUACUAACUCCUAUUACUGAAUGAGAAAUAUUGUAGAUGUUUGUUGAAAAAUAGGUGUUCAUGAAUGUGUGGAAAGAGAAUAAAAUAAAGCAAUAUGAAAAUGUUAUAAAGACCAGAUAACACAUCUUAACAAUGAACUCACUGUCAGAUUUCAUACUGAACUUACACAGAGUUUUUAAUGUACAUACUGUAUUUCAGAUAAUGGCAAACCUUGAUAAGUUUAUUUCUGUCAAAAUUAGACAUUUUAAAAAUCAAGAAAAAGUGCAGCAAAACUGCCUCAGUGACUAGCAGCCAGAGAUUUCAGUAAUCUCUUUGCCCAUAACCCGACCACAAGAAGCAACUAUCAGAAUCAGCAGAAUGGCUGUAAGUGCAGAAGCGUAUUAUUAUUUAUCAUAUUUAUAUAAAAUCCUUUAAAAAAAACCUAACAAGUAGUAAAGAUGCUAACAAGUAGCAUCUUCUUGACAGGAGGGAAUGGGAUAAAGAUUCUUCAGGACUCAUCUGUCCACAAGGCACAUGGAAGGGAGAUGGGUGUGGAAGGCAUAAGAGACCAUUGGGUAAGGUGGGAUGUGGGCAUCCAGUGUUGAGGAGAAGCAAGCCAAGUUUCAUCUGAGACUCUCCAAGGGCUCUCCAAGGAGGGGCGUACCCUGCAGCCUGAAGGAUGUGGGGUAGGUCUUUGUCUUCACAGAGGAAGGCAGAAAAGCAACAAAGGAGGGGACUAACAAGUGAUGGGCAAAGCCAACACCAAUACCUAUUAUUUCAACCUUCACUAGUAGCUGGUCACCAUUUUUUUAAGAUUUAUUUAUUUGAAAGGCAGAGUUACAGAUAAGGAGAGAGAGACAGGAAGAGAGAGAGAUUUCUUAUCUGCUGGUUCACUCCACAAAUGACCAUAUCAGCUGAGCCUAGGCCAGGCUGAAGCCAGGAGCCAGGAAUUUCAUCUGGGUCUCCCAAGUGGCUUUAGGGGCCCAAAACACUUGGGCCAUCUUCUGCUUUUCCCAGGAACCUUAGCAGGGAGCUGGAUUGGAAGCGCAGCAGCUGGGACUCAAACUGCUACCCAUAUGGGAUGCAGGCACCACAGGUGGAUGCUUAACCUACUAUGCCACAGCACCAGCCCCACAAAUAUGUAUAUUUUAUUCUUUUUUUUAUUUAUAUUUUUUGACAGGCAGAGUGGACAGUGAGAGAAAGAGACAGAAAAGUCUUCCUUUGCCGUUGGUUCACCCUCCAGUGGCCGCCGCAGCCGGCGCGCUGCAUCCAGCGCAUCGCACUGAUCCGAAGCCAGGAGCCUGGGGCUUCCUCUGGUCUCCCAUGCGGGUGCAGGGCCCAAGGACUUGGGCCAUCCUCCACUGCAUUCCCGGGCCACAGCAGAGAGCUGGCCUGGAAGAGGGGCAACCGGGACAGAAUCCGGCGCCCCAACUGGGACUAGAACCGGGUGUGCCGGCACCGCAGGCGGAGGAUUAGCCUAUUGAGCCACAGCGCUGGCCCAUGUAUAUUUUAUUCAGUAACUCUCUUGGUAUCUUAUUGAUAAAUGUGUCAAAGCACAUUCUCCCUUUGGUUAAAAGGGAAAAAGUUCCUGUUUGGAAGUAAUUUAGGAACUGAAAACUGGCAGCAUGGUGUGGAAGAAAUGCUCUGCUCUUGGAAUCAGAAUGCUACAUUCUGUGACCAACCAAUCUCUGAAUUAGCAGUGCACCUCAGUAGUCUUAACCUAAAGAAGUUGGAUUAAACCAGAAGUUCUUACAGGAUUCUAGUGAGCACAGAGCCCCUGGGAGGUGGCAACAGGAGAGAUGCAAAAGGACAGUGAAAAAGGCCAUUUGACUUCAGCCCAUGGCCCUGAUGCUCACCCCAAGCAGCAGCUCCCUAUUUAGCCAUGUGCCACAUCCUGAGAUUUUACUCCACAGUAGACCUCGUAUACAGUGGUGGUCCCCUAGUACUAUGUUGCCUAGUGAUAGAGCCAGCUUAGUAUACUCUGUGAUGUUCGCCUAUGAAAAUUGCCUAAUGAAACAUGUCUCAGAAAUGCUCCCAUCAUCAUGCAACGUGUGGCUCCAUUAGGAUUGACCAUAAGGCACCUUUGAGAAGAAUUCCUUAAACAACAACAAAGACACCAUACUUAGUAUUUGUUUUUUCUAAAUGUCUAUAAAUGCUACACUGAAAUACAUUUCCCAUCCUUCCAAUUCUUUCUGUCAAGGUAGUUGGCAUUCAUACUUAACCUUAAAUCAUUUCCAUUGAAAACACAUGCAAUUCAUGAAAAGUACUGUUGGAAGUAAAUUCUUGUUCUUCUUAGCAGCCUCUAUAAAAGUCCGUGGCUGCUAAAAUAUUUCUGAAAUUCUCUAUUGUCUUUUCUGUUUUUAUCUUACCAAGGGGGAAAAUAUGCAAGAGGAAAUGCAAAUACAUAAUUAGGUUUAGAUAAAUUGUUUAAUAAUAAUAUCUUGGAGAAUGUAGCCUUAUGUUUUGAUUCACAUGAGAGAUCAUUUUCCAUAUCUUAAAUGGUUCAACUGCUUUUGAAUAAAACUGGUCUGAUAAUUUUUUAAUUGGAAGCCAUCAGAGGGUUUUAAUUAAGGGAAUAACAACCAGAUUUGCACUAUUUUUUGAGAGAGAGAGGCAGAGAGACAUAAACAGAAAGCUCUGAUAUUGGUUCAUUACCCCAAAUGACUGCAAAGAUGAGCCAACACCCCUUCACCUGCUGCCUCACAACGUGCGCACCAUCAGGGAGCUAGAAUAAGGUGUGGAGCCGGGUAUCAAACCCAGGCAUUCCAGUAUGGGAUGUGGGUGUCCCAAGUGGCGUCUUAACACCUGUGCCAAAUUCCCACCGUUCUGAUUGGCAAAUGUUAUUCCUGGCAUGCUUUCCCCACCCUGUGAUGAAACACCUCCCAGGAAAUACUUCCUUCCUCAGAACGGAAGCAGCGCCUCACCCUGAUUGUUCACCCAGCUGUUUACAGUCCUGGUAGAGAUGGCUGGGAGAGACUUGGAAUGGAUAUCACAGGGAGGAGCAUCAGAGGUGCUCCACCCCACUGGGAAAGCAGUGGAAGAUGGCCCGAGUCCUUGGGCUCCUGCACCCACGUGGGAGACCCAGAAGAAGUUCCUGCCUCCUGGCUUCAGAUUGGCCCAGCUCCGGCCAUUGUGGCCACUUGGGGAGUGAACCAGCGAAUAGAAGACCUGUCUCUCUCUCUCUCUCUCUGCCUCUUGCCUCCCUAUAACUCUUCCUUUCAAAUAAAUAAAUAAAUCUAUUUUUUAAAAAAAGAAAGAAAACCUGGGAUUGCCACAGAGGUCUUCUGAGGUCAUUGUGCAGCCUGUAUAAUCUAAGAGUGCGAUGCACUGCACUCAUAACAGACAGCUCAUACAAAAGGUGAGCAGAGCCACAGGCAGCAAAGUCUCAGCACGCACCUAAAGAAGCCGGGCAGCCUACAGACUGCCUGCUUGGGAGGCAAUGAAUACGUCGAUGGAAGCUUUCCCAGUUGUUUGUCAGGAUGUCAGGGCUUGACUCCAUAGUAGUCUGUCUCACGGUAUGGGUUGGGGGAUCAGACAUGUGGAGCCAGGUGAUCUGAGCUUAGAGAUGCCCUGUUUCUUGUCCUUUAUCUCCCCAGGGGAUUGCUGUCUCUAAGAUGUCUUUUCUUGUGUUGAGACCAGAUCUUGGAGAUCAGGCGUAACCCCAAAUGCUGGCAACAAGUCCUGAAGUAUCUCCAGCUUUCAGAAAAGUUUUCACUCAUUCAGCAGACAUCUGGUGUUCAUUGAGUGCCCUCAAACACAAGUGUGGUAUUGCAGGGCUGGAGGUCUUUGGAGGUCUACCUGCUGAGCUUAAGACACAUUCUGAUUUUCAGGUAUUGUGGCACAAUUGGUUGCUACAGCAAUGUCCCAAGCCUUGGUGACCUUCUCUAUCCCCAAGUCAAAGAACUUGUUUUUGUAGUCCAAACUGGAGCCAAAGUUUGCACCACUUAACAUCAGCCAGUGUAGCGGACAAUGGCUCGGUCCCCAGUCAUAGGCAUCUGUAUUCCUGUGCUCUCUUGCUUGAUGACCAUGAGCAGCCUUUAUCUUCGUGAAGGGGCAGCAGUGGCAACUGUGUCCCACUGUGGGCCACAGUUGGCUCUGCAAGCUAGGUGUCUGCCAGCCAAGUCCCCUGGCAGCCAGGCCUGAGGGCUGAGCAGGUGGCUGGGGAUGCCAAUGGUGACUGUGGCUAUGGACCCACCUGAGAAUCACAUGCCCUGGCAUGCUCCCAGUUAAAUUUUUAAAUUUUAGAAUGAAAAAGUCUAGUGAUUGUAUGAUCUCAUUAACAGGUUUUUCUAUAGGAAGAGGGACUUUUUUUCUCCUUUUACAGAGCCUGAUUUAUGCUUUCUGCUCUGCUGGAAGUACUGACAUGCAUUCUUGGUUGGCAGUCCAGAUACUUCAUUCAUCCUUAAAUUAUGUUUCUCUUUUAACAGUUUUAUGUUCCAUAUUGGCCCAAUAUGGACUCUGCACAUAGUAGUAGAUAUAAGACUAAUAGGGCUCUUUUUUUUUCUUUCUCCCUUCUCAUUUCUUCUAAAUAUUAGAAGACAUAUAGAGAAAGAACAUGCAGGAGAUUUAUUGUCUUGGAAAUGGAGUUCCUACUUCAAAACAGUUCUAAAAACAGGGAUCAUAGUCAUUUGGUUAUUUGUAAAGAUCGAGGCAGAAUCUCUUCCAAAUUUGGGAUGGAUUAACCUGGAUUAAGAACAUGCCCGCAGUGCUUAACCAAGAACUGGCAUGAAGCAGGCAGACACUGUGCACUAUUAUUCUUGAGAUGCAGUAUCUACAUCAACUGGGAAAAGUGGAGCAGAAAUCAUUCUACUCCGGAGGGAUGAUUUCCCAAUGAAGCUAAAGCAGAAUAAACUCUUCUCCCUUUUCCCUGAUCCUAGUUACCACACUUUCUCCAUUAACUAUGAUAGCAGAACCACUGAAGUCACAACACAGAAAAGAGACCAACACGUGUGGUCCUUUUAUUGGAAACACAAAAGUAGAGGUGAAGAAAAAAGUGACUCCAUAGCAAAGCAUGUCAGCAAUUGUUUGAGAAUGGAGCACUAAGAGCUUAAGUAUGAACAAGAGCAAGGGGGGAUCAUCACCCAGCUAGGAUAACAGUUACAUCCAGGUCAGACAAAAGGGAAUGUGAUCCAAGACAGAAACACGCGUGUUCCUCAGCCAGCUUCUGAUCACCUCUCUCUUCAUCUGAGUGGUAGAUUCACACGUGUUCUCUUUCUAGUUAAGUGAACUACAAAAUAUUACAUACAUUCUCUGAUAUGCAUGUUAUAUCAUAAUUAAAAAUUUUAAAUGUCAUAGAAAUAUCAUAGCAAAACAAUACUAAACAAGGGCAGAUAAUUCUGAAACUUUACAUAUGUGACAAAUACUCUCUAUUGGUAAAUACCAAUACAUGACCAGUUCUCCUCCUUAGGAGAUGAAUAAUAAUAGUAAUAACAAAAAAAAGACAAAUAACUAGGGAUCAAAAACCAGGUUUACAAUUCACAAAAAGCCCUGCACCCUAAGGUAAAGGGUAUACUACCCUUUAGAAUCGGGGGGAUACAUAUCUCUAAAAAUUGUUCAGGAAGAAAAUAAAAUUUCAGGAAACAUCUGCUGAGUCCUCCAGAGCAUACAAUGCAAAUUUGCCCCUGUGAAGAAAGGGCAGGGAGUAUUUGGAGAGAACAUGCACAGAUUCAAAUAAAAUAUAUAGGUUAAGAAAAAUGAGCUAAGGUAUAAAAACCAUAGCCUAAAAGGCAGGACACACACACACACACAGUAUAGACAAGCUGUAGGAAACCCAAAAGGCAAUAGGAGAAUUACAAUCCAUUCUGGAAUCAGAACCCAGUAAAUUUUGUUGCUGAAUACAGCUCUGGCUGCCACACCAAGCUGGUAAUUAGAGUUACUUGUGGAACUUUUUAAAGGAACCUCUUAUCAGGCCAAUCCCAGAUCUAAUGAAUCAGGAUCUUCCAUGGACUUUGUCUCUUAAUUUAUACAUAUUUUUACGUCUCUAAGUGAUUUUGACAGUAAGGUAGACUUAGGGAACACUGGUGUAAAGAAGACAUCUGAAAAGUUCAUCAGAAAAGUAGAAGAGAAAAAAAGAAGUGUAGAUGAGAGAAAAAUUAUUAACUUGGGAGAAAGGCAAUGUAUCUAAUCUGUUAAUAAAUAAAUGACUGAAGUUCAUGGUGAUAAAGUCAGGGUAAUUCAAACAGAAAUGAAAAUCAGUUAUGAGACAAGAAACCUUUUUCAGUUAAAGUAUACAGAUAUUAAGUGUACAUUAUAAAAUAAUUUAUAUUUUACAGUAUAUAGCUAUUAAUAUAUUAUAUAGUAUAAAGGUCUAUAGCUAGCAAAGACUAGGUAGUAAAGUUACAAGGAAAAUUAUUUGAAAAUUACUGAAAAGAGGAUCAUAUAUAAACCUGGCCAAAAAUAAAUAAAUUAUUAAGAUAAUUAAAAUGUUCUAGCAUUCUCCUCAAAAGACACCUAACUGGGACAGACAGUUGGUCCAGCAGUUAAGACGUCACAUGGGAUGCCCACAUCCUGUUCAGAGCCCCUGGAUUUCAGUCUCAAUCCCACUUUUGAUCCAGCUUCCUACUAAUGUGCACCUUAGGAGGACACUGACUAUGGCUGAAGUACUUGGGUCCCUGCCGCCCACAUGGGAGACCCAGAUUGCCUUCCAGGCUCCUGGCUUCAGCAAGGCCCUGCCAUGACUAUUGCAGGCAGUAGAGGACCUCUCUCUCUCUGCCUUUCAAAUAAAUAAAUGUUUUUUAAAAAGAAGAACUUAAUUGCUGCCUAGAAAUUGUUUUGUUUCUCUAACCCAUGCACUGCCAACCCCAGCCUCCCUGAAGUGUCAUUUCAUAUGUUCUCCUCACCCCUCAAACGUGUACACCAGGUGAACUCUCAGCCAUGACCUUCCUUCCUGUUUUCAUCAGAAGAGAAUAUACGCAUUCCUACCAUUGCAUCUAUCCACCUGCAUCUGUGCCCAAGUACUUGCUCUACUUUCCUGGCUGUUACCAAAGAUGCAAUGUUUAUGAUCCCUGUCAAGGCAAUGCCCCAUCUCAAGGACACUGCUUCUGCACUUCUCCCCCACCACUCCUCCAUCAGCAACUUCUGUUUCUUUCUGAAUGAACUCUUCCCAUCAGUCUAAAAACAUGCUAUUAUUUCUCUCUCUCUCUUUUGAGUUCUUUGGCUGUGGCCACAUAUUUCUUCCUUUUACAGGUAAAUUCAAAAUUCCCCCCAUUCUUAAGAAACCUGUUCCCAUCAUGCAUUUGUUUCUCUGCCCCUACCCAUCUACUAACACUGAACUUGUUAUGCCUAAUUAUUUAAUUUCAUUGUUGCUAACUCCACUGGUCAAUCUGUCCUCUUCCAAUAUGAACCUAUCAAUCAGCACUUUUCACUUGGCUUACUGGAUAUCACACUUCCAUGGUGUUCCUCUUUGCUCAGAAUUCACAUUUAAAGACUUCUCUGGUGAUUUCUACUUAUCUCCCUAAGUCCUCAAUGUUGUAGUGCCCCAGAGCUUAGUACCUAGACAUUUUCUCUUCCUUUGGCAGUAUUACACAUCUCAUAACCUCUAAUGUUGUGUACACAUCAACAACUCCAGAUUUGCUCAACUCCAUUCAUAAUAGCCAGCAGCCUACUCAACAGUUAUAUUUGGACACCCAGGUAUCUCAGAUUUCGAUGUCCCAAACUGUACCUUCUGAUUCCAAACUUCCUCUUCCCAAGCUACCCCCUGCCAGCCUUAACUGAUCAGCUGCAGACUGCUUCCCCAGACUUCACCUCAGUUGAUGGCAGUACCAUCUUUUGAGAAGUUCAGUGCAGAAACAUUGAAGUCAUCUUUGACUUUUUUCUUGCAUUCAUGUCCCUGUUGUCUCUACCUUCAAAUUCCAUAUUUUUUUUUUUUUGACAGGCAGAGUGGACAGUGAGAGAGAGACAGAGAGAGAAAGGUCUUCCUUUGCCGUUGGAUCACCCUCCAAUGGCCGCCGCUGCAGCCGGCGCACCGCGCUGAUCCGAUGGCAGGAGCCAGGAUCCAGGUGCUUUUCCUGGUCUCCCAUGGGGUGCAGGGCCCAAGCACCUGGGCCAUCCUCCACUGCACUCCCUGGCCAUAGCAGAGAGCUGGCCUGGAAGAGGGGCAACCGGGACAGAAUCCGGCGCCCCAACCGGGACUAGAACCCGGUGUGCCGGCGCCGCAAGGUGGAGGAUUAGCCUAGCGAGCCACGGCGCCGGCUCCAAAUUCCAUAAUUUGAUUAAAAAUAAUCCAAUAGUUGUGGGGUAGGCAGGGGAGGGUGCAGUAGGGGGCAGCUUCAGGGACAGAAAGGAAAGGGGCAGAAAGUAGAUGAAGUUAAAGAUGAAACAAGAAUGAACAUGAGUUUUCAACUACCAAAGUGCAUUCACAUAGGUUAACUAGACUAUUGUCUGUUCUGUUCUGUUCGUAUUUUCCAUAACAAAAAGUUUAAAAGUAUGUGCUUGAGUCCAACUACUUCUCACUACCUCUAAGGCAACAGCCCUGACCCCUAUUACCAUCAUGACUAUAAUAGUGUCCUAACUGAACUCCCUGCUUCUUAAUACAGCAUCAAGUGAUACUGUUAAAACAGCAGAUCAAAUCAGUUCACCUCUAAGCUCAAAUCCUUCUCACUGCAAUCUAUUUACUCUCAGCGAAAGCCAAGAUUAUUACAAUGGUCUACUACGCCCUACACAAUCUGAUCCGUUAUUUACUGAUUUUGACCUCAUAUCCUACUAUUCUUCUUGUUUGCUCUGCUCCAGCCACUGUUCCUCACUGUUCCUUCAAUUAGCCAGGCAUGCUUUGCCCCCGGGCCUUUCCAUUUACUAUUUCUUCUCACUUAAAUGCUCUCCUCCCAAAUAUCCACAGAUACCCUCUUUUCCUUCUGGCCUUCAGAUGAAUGUCACUUUCUCAACAGUUCCAACCCUGACCACCUUGUGUAACUGUUACAUACUCACUCUCCAAACUCCCUGUCUUCUCUCCUUUACUUUCUCUAGGCUGCUUAUCCCAAUGCCUUAAUCUGUUUCUGGUUGCUAUAGCAAUAUCACAGACUGGAAGUUUAUAAAUAGAGACAUGUUUAGCCCAUGCUUCUGGGGGCUGGGAAGUCUUAGAGCAUGGCACUGGCCUCUGCUGAGCACCUGGUGAGGCUUUUCUGCUGGGUCAUGACAUGGCAGAGGGCAUCACAUUCCAAGGCACAGCAAGCAUGCCAGAGAGCUCCCUUUUUGUAACAAAGUCACUCCCUCAGUAACCCAUUAAGCUAUGAAUGAAUUAAUCCAUUCAUGAGGACGGAGCCCUCAUGAUCCAGUCACUCCCCAAAUCCACCUCCAAAUACGAUUAACACGUGAAUUUGGGAUUUAAUUUCUAACACAAGAAAUUAGGGGGACACAUCCAAACUGAAACAGGUAACACUCUUUUCCUUCCUUAUUUACUCAUUAUCUUUCACCCAGUGUAAGCUACAGUGGGGCAGGAGUUAAUGUAAAUUUGAACCCUGUAGCAGCUGUAACACUUAGAACAUACAUGGGCAUGGUGAGUACUUGCUGUGUCUGUUGAAUUAAUAGAAGAAAAUACUCCUCUAGGGACUUAAGCUAACAUGAUGGAACUCAGACUACAUAUUCACAAUAAUAAUAAAUUUUAAAUGGCUAAAAUUCCCCUAUAAUAAUUCCUCACAUAAUCCAAGUAUAUGCUCAUUACAAGAGACACAUAAGGCAAAAUAACAAAAAACUUUCACUAUCAUUCAUGACACAGACAAAUCCUGGACUUAAUCUCCUAUGGUAAACAACUAGACUGCUGGACAAAAAUAUAUGGGACAAUUUUCAGACACUGGACAGCAGCCAUUGCAGGAUUGUGAUCUCUGAGAAUAGAGGAACAAAUGAAACAGGUAAGUCCAAUAAUUUGCCCCCAUCUUUCUGCCUAGAAAUAAUUUCCAGAAUGCAAGAAGGGAGAAUUGAACAGUGCUUGGAUGUCUUGUUGAAUAGAAGAGACGGAGGACAGAGUUUAGAGAGACUAAGCCAACUGAGAGUUUCAGGGCAGAAUUCUGGAAAGAAAGAUUCUACAAAAGAGAGGAGAAAGGCUCCAGAAACCGGCACAGAGGUCCCCUUUGAUUUGUUCCUGGGUGCUAGACCAUGCCUAUGUAGAAUGAGAUUUCCACAAAGUUGAACAAAGAAUAACUGGGAACUGUGAAAAGAAAAAAAAUAGAGUGCCAACAUGGAGCCAAGAGAAAUUGAAGGCCAAAGUAGAUGGUUCUCAAUGAUCUUUCUAGACCCAUGCUAGGGAAAACUUUAAAAAUAGCAUUAGGAGGGAUCAGAUUUAUCAGAAAAUAACUUAAUUGCUGGAUAAAACAAAGUACAGCAACACUUAAAGAAAGACAAAAAAAAAGCCAUAUUCUCCAGAACUUUCAGAAUUACUUCCAACAUUAAAAUUCUGAAGAAAAACUGAGAACUGUCCACCUAGAAUUUUAUAUUCCAAUAAGAUUAAAAAAUGAAGGCAAAAUUAAACUUAUUUUGGAAAAGCCAAAUCUGAAAAAAAAAAAAAAAACUUCACCAGCAGAUCUGCACUACAAGAAACGUUACUUGAAGUUCUUCCAGCAGAAAGAAAAUCAUACCAGAUGCAAACUUAGAUGUACAUGAGAAAUGAAGACUACUAGAAAUGGUAAAUGUAAGGAUAAAUUCAGAAGGUGUUUUUUUCUCAUUACACUAAAUUAAAGGUUUACUUCUUUACUUGAAAUGUAGAGUAACAGAGAGAAGGAAAGACAGAGAAUGAGAGACAGAGAUCUUCCAUUCACUGGUUCAUUUUCCAAAUAGCCACAAUAGCUGGGGCUGGGCCAGGCUGACGCCAGGAGCCUGAAACUCCAUCUGGGUCUCCCACGUAGGUGGCAGGGGCCCAAGUACUUGGGCCAUUUUCUGAUGCUUUCUCAAGCACAUUGGCAGGGAUCUGGAUUGGAAGUGAAAUAUCCAGGACAUGAACCUGUGCUCAUAUGAUAUGCUAGGGUCACAGGCAGCAGCUUAAGCUGCUGCUUCACAACACUGGCCCUCAGAGUAAUUUUUUAGACAGUUGGUUACUUACAGAAAAAUAAUAGCAACAUAUUGAUGAGCUUAUGACAUGUAGAAGCAAUAUGAAUGGUGCAAAGGAGAUAAGGGAGAAAUCUAAGUACUCUGUGUUAAGCAUCUUGUGUUAUAUGUAAAGUAGUUCUAUGGUUUGGAUAAUAGUUUGAGUAUCCUCCAAAGGCCCAGGCUUGCAUUAAUGGCUUGAGUUUUAUAUUAAUGGAAAAAAGAUGGAAAUUAAUCCAAUUACUGUGUCUGAAGGCAGGUUCUUGAAAAAUGGUUACACUGGAUUAGGCUGUUAGGGUAUAGCCCUGUGACUGAAUUAUGGUGACUUCAUAAAAAGAGACAUAAACAUAGGCUGAGCAUGUCCCUGCCUGUCUUCUUCCUGAGUGCUGUGUGACCUCAGGUGUUCUGCCAUCCACCACCCUCGUCAGACAUCAGAUUAAUGAAGCCACCCAGUCUUGGACUGUGAAACUCUAAGACUGCGAGCUAAGAUAACCCUUCCUUCUCGUUAAGAAGCUCUUCCAGAUAUUUGUUGUAGUCAUGGAAAUCUAAUACAGUAAACAACAUAAUUUGAAGAUAGACCACAAGGUAUAAAACCUAGAGCAAAUGACUUGGGAAAAAAAAGAUAUAAUGAUAUAUUCUGUCGCUCCCCCUCUUCGUGGAGGAACAACACAGGACCCUGCGCUGUUCUUUCGUCUGCUCAGCCCUCCCCGGGUUUGCUGCUGGUUCUUCCCAGGUUGGCUACCGACCCUUCCACCUCCGUGGAAGGGCGGUUCCCCCUAGCCACUUUCCCCACUUCCGCGGGGGAGCGGCACACCGCCGGCCGGCUCUCUUGGGGGCUGCACAGGUGUUCCUUCAGAUAGAUGUUCUUGGUGCAUGUUGUCUCUCUCCUCCUUUAUAGUUCUCUUCCACCAAUCCCAACUCUGCUACCCACACGCCGAGUACGCUGCUCUCCUCCAAUCAGGAGCAGGUCCUACAGUUUAUUGGUUGAACUGGAGGCAGCUGUGUAAAGCUGUUUCCUCCUCUCCCAGCGCCAUAUUGUGGGAGAGCAGAUGCAUAGAAUAAGUUUUAAUUCCAGUAACUUAGUCUAGUCCAAGUUGCUCCCCACAAUAUUCUUUUUUUUUUCUUUCAGCAAAAAUUUAGGUCUAUUUAAAAAAUGUUCAUUUUUCUUUAUUUGAAAAGCAGAGCGAGUGAAAGAGAUCUUCUUAUCACUGGUUUACUCCCCAAAUUCCUGCUGGCCAGGAACUGGGAAUUUUAUCUGGGUCUUCCACGUGGGUAGGUGGCAGGAACCCAAGUACGUGAGCUAUCAGCCACUGUCUCUCAGGUGCAUCACCAGGAAAAUUAGUUUGGAAGGUGGAGGUAGGACUCCAGCCCAGGCCCUCCAAUGUGGAAUGCAGGCAGUCUAAGAAGUGAUUUAACCUCUUGCACCACAAUGUCUGCCCCUUUUAUCUUAAUUGAGGAGGUGGUCUCACACACAGAGACAUGUACAUAUAUAUGUUAAAAUUUGUUGAAAGUAUAAUAUUAAAAUGAGUGUGUUUAAUUGUAUGUAAAUUUUUUAUCUCAACAUUUGAUUUUUUAAAAAAUGAUCAAGUAGGUCCCAGUGCUAUGGUGUAGCGGGUGAAGCUACCACCUGCAGCACCUUCCAUAUGGCACUGGUUUGAGUUCCUGCUGCUCCACUUGUGAUCCAGCUCCCUGCUAAUGGCCUGGGAAAGCAGUGGAAGAUGGCCCAAGUACGUGAGCCCCUGCACACAUGCAGGAGACCCAGAAGAAGCUUCUGGCUUCGGUUCGGCCCAGCUCUGGCAGUUGUGAUCAUUUGGGAAGUGAACCAACAGAUGGAAGAUUUCUCUCUCUGUCCCUCUCCUCUGCCCUGUAAUGCUAUCUUUCAAAUAAAUAAAUCUUAAAAAAAAAAGGGUCAGUUAGAUUUGAAAGAAAAAACACUAAAUUUUUCAAAAAUGAAAAUUAUUGGCAAAGUUAUAAACCUAGGCAACAUGUUAAACAGCAGAUUAGAUACAGCUGAAGAGAACAUUAUUGAGCUGGAAGAGAAGUUUAAAGAAUCACUAAAAUACUUUAUAGAGACAAACUGAAAUAUGAUUGCUUAGAGACAUGGAAGGUAGAAUGGAAAGUCUUAAAAAUGUCUCAUCAAAUUCUGAGGAAGAGCGGCUGGUGUUGUGGCAUAGCGGGUAAAGCAGCUGCCUGCAACUCCGGCAUCCCAUAUGGUUGCCAGUUCGAGUCCCAGACACCUACUUCUGAUCCGGCUCCCUACUUUCCCUGUAUCUGGGGAAGCAGUGGAAGAUGUCCUAAGUCCUUCUAGUUCCCAUGUAGGGAGACCCAGAAGAAGUUCCCUGCUUCAGCCUGGUCCAGCUCUGGCCAUUGGGCCAUUUGAGGAGUGAAUCAGUGGGUGGAAGACGGGUUGUUUUCUCUCUCUCUCUCUCUCUCUCUCUCUCUGCUUCUCCCUCUCUGUAAUUGUGCCUUUCAAAUAAAUAAAUCUUUUUAAAAAAAUUCUGAAGAAGAAAAAAAUGGAAGGAGCAGCAACAAUCACAGUGAUAUAAUGACAGAUAGUUGCAAAAAUGACACCAAGUAUUUCCUCCCCCUCACCUCACUACAAAAACAAAAACAAAAACAAACAAGCAAAAAACCUUUAAUCUACACAGAAAACGUAACAUACUCCAAGCAGGGUAACAUUUUUUAAAAAUUCUGACAUAAAUAUUUUGUAAUGAAAUUGCAGAGCUUAUCUCAGCAUAUCCUGCUGCCCUCCCAAAAUAGAUUUUAGAGUAUAAGCAACAAAGAGAAGAUAUUUAAAAGCAAUCAGAGAGAAGAGACAGAUCACCAACCAGCAUUAGUUUUACAACUGAAUGCUCAACAACAUUGGAAGCUAAACAGAAUAAUUUCAAGGUUUUGAGAGUAGUUAUCAACCAGAACUAUCUUUUUAUCAUGAGAGAGAACAAAGAAUGAAAACAUUUUUAGAAAACCAAAAUCUAAUUUUAAGAACCUAUGUUUUGGCCGGCACCGUGGCUCACUAGGCUGAUCCUCCACCUAGCGGCGCUGGCACACCGGGUUCUAGUCCCGGUCGGGGUGCCGGAUUCUGUCCCGGUUGCCCCUCUUCCAGGCCAGCUCUCUGCUGUGGCCAGGUAGUGCAGUGGAGGAUGGCCCAAGUGCUUGGGCCCUGCACCCCAUGGGAGACCAGGAAAAGCACCUGGCUCCUGCCAUCGGAUCAGCAUGGUGCACAGGCCGCAGCGUGCCAGCCGCGGCGGCCAUUGGAGGGUGAACCAACGGCAAAA